CUUCAUUUUGACAGAGGAAGACCAAUUUGAGAGCACAAAGCAACGGUUUACAGACACACACUAUUAAUUUACUGGAACAGUGUCAAGAGUACACAGUGAAGUGCAGAUAAUCUGUCAGCACAAAUACACCGUUGUCUAGUGUGUGUUGUUGUGUAGCCCCCAGAAGAGAGAUAAUGUGCGAGUGGGGUUGGUAGGGUCUUUCUGUCACACCAAUACUGUAAAAAUGGAAGAAGAUCAAGGGUCAAACAAGGAUACCCCUCAAGACACAGAUGUGAAGAAAGUGCAACGCAAGUCUGAAACUAAGCGAUACAGUGAGAUCUUCAGGGAGUUUGACAAUUUGGAAUUAACUUUAAUCUGUUCUCCAGGGGAGGAUCUGCUGGCGGAUAAUGACUCACAAUCUGCAGGAAGUGCAGAGCUCCCAGAGCAAAAUGAUGAAUCUAGUGAAGAAUCAUCAUGUCCACAGAUUCGCACUGAUGCCAUUGAAGCAGAUGGAAACACAUCAGCCCAGGAAGCAGACCUGGCCCUCUGUCGCUGUGAGGAUGGAGUGGAGACUGCGCUUCAGUAUGCCAAGAUGUGGUGCCGCUAUGCAAAAGACCUUCUGGCCUGGAUGGAGAAAAGGAUAUGCUUGGAACAAGAAUUUGCAAAAAAUGUCAUAAAAGCAGCUGAAGGAGCAAAAGCCAAUGUGGCACAGCAGGACAUGAUGCCUCUGCAGUACAUCUACACCAUGGCCCUAGAGCAAGACAUCAAGAACAGUUUGACCUCCAAGAAAACUUCAGAAACGCUACAAAAUCGCUGUUACCAAGCUUUGGCUGCCAAGAGAAAUGAGAUUGACAAGUGGCGCCGAGAGUUUAAGGAGCAGUGGGCAAGAGAACAGAGAAGGAUGAAUGAUGCGGUAACAGCUCUUAAAAAGGCUCGGCAGCAGUAUUACCAGCGCUGUGAUGAGCUAGAAAAAGCUAAAGCUAUCACUGCUAAAGCUGUGGAUGAUACAGCAGGCACCAAAACACUGGAUAAGAGGAGGAAAUCCAAGGAUGAAGCUCAGACUAAGGUGACAGAGGCAGAGCUUCUGUACAGACAGUGUGUAUACGAGGCCAAGCUCCACCAGGAUGAGUUAGUGAAGGUCAAAGAGAGAAUUAUUUCUCACAUUCGCAAGCUCAUCUGUCAGGGGGACACUGUGCUUAAGGAGACCACAGUCAACAUGUUUUACUUCCAGCGGCAGCAGACAGAGCCAGUCCCCCUCGGCUACCACAACCUGGAGCUGACAUGUCGGUCCCUGGAGCCUGGGGAACCCUAUCUGCUCUACAUCCUCAGCAAACGUCGCCUAGAGCAGCCUCUCCAAACCUUCGUCUUCCAGGAGUAUGUCUGUCAAGCCAAAGGGAACAAACGAAAAACCAGCAACACUCCCAGCAACAUGCAUGACUCUUUACCUCUGACAGAUGAGAGCCCAUGUCGACGUCCCACUGACGGCAAGAAUAAAACAGGAUAUAGUGACAAUGACAGCAUAGGAGGCAGCUUGGAAUCUCUGUCGAGUCCUGCUGAAGCUCACACUAACAGGAGGCUGCCCAAAAGUUCAUCCACUUUAACCGUGUCUUCAGAUGAUCUGGAUGACCGGGACAUGGCAUCAGAAUCAGAAUACAUUGAUGGCCAGCCAUGCAAACCACGCUCCCUUUCACGGGCUGCACUCUCACACCGACUCCGGAAGAUGAAGAGCAAGAUGGUCCGAUGCAAGCAGUGUGACAAUUACAUUGUUGUUAACGGGGUUGAGUGUGAAGAGUGUGGCCUGGCAUUGCAUCGUAAGUGUAUGGAAGUGUGUCAGCUAGAAUGUGAACACGGGAGGGGCACUGUGUUUGGAGUCGACCUGUCUAUGAUGCCACGUGACAGGCUGGAUGAAGUGCCCUUUGUGGUUCUACUCUGUACAUCUGAGAUUGAGAGUCGUGCUCUUUCAGUCCAGGGGGUGUAUCGAGUCAGCGGGUCCAAACCUCGUGUUCAGAAGCUCUGCCAGGCCUUUGAGAUGCAAAAGGAGCAGGUGGACCUCUCUGACCUCUCACCACAUGACAUCACAUCUAUCCUUAAGCACUUCUUUAAAGAGCUUCCUGAACCCUUACUAACGUUCGACCUGUACAAUGAUUUCAUCGCCGUGGGAAAAACCAUCCAACACCUGAGCGAAAGGGAGUCCUUACCAGACACUAAUGAGAUUAUGGAUGUUGUUCAUAACCUACAAAAGCUUCUACAGAAACUCCCUCCAUAUUGCUACAGUACUUUGCAACACAUGAUGUGUCAUUUGCAAAAAGUUUCAGAGAACUGCGAGAACAAGAUGUCCCCCAGCAAUUUGGGUAUUGUGUUUGGGCCAACACUAUUGCGCCCUCUAGUGUCUACAGAUAUGUCAAUGCUGGCCCUGUUGGAGACCAGCUACCAGGCUGUACUCAUUGAGUUCCUCAUCACACACAAUGACAAGAUUUUUGGCCUUCGGGGAAGACCCAGUACGCCUCCUCCUCCAGUCCCCACUGCACCCCUUCCAGAUACCCCUCCCAGACCGACCUGUACCGUGGAGGAAGAAUUGUACCCCUGCCCAGAGCUUGAAGCCCCAUCAAGAGACCGCCCACACUCACUAGAGAAUCGAACAAUCAAGAGAGAUUCAAGCGAGGGUUAUAUAUCUGACAAGUCUUCAUCCAAUGAGGCAGUGGACCAACUCAGCCCUGAAGUCAGUGACAGAGCAGUCCUGGCUAUGAGAGGUGCAUCUAACGACCCUCAGGGUGAACCAGACUCUGGGGAUCCAGAAUCUGUGUUGGGGACACAGAAGCCACACUAUCGUUUCCACAGACAGCCUGUGAAGUACCACCGGCAUCACCACCCAGGACCCCGACCCUCCAGCACAGGUCGUGCAGCCAAACAGCCUCCAUCCACCACAAGGAGUCACCCAGGAAGUGCAGACAGCAGCCGAAGCUCAUCUCCAGAACCGGGAGCACGGAGACUCUCCCAGAACUUUAAUACAUCAUGUGAGAACACCUGCUUUCCACACCAGGCCAAUAUUGCAGCAGGAAAUAAAGAGGAAGCCCCGCUAAGCCCCCGUGAUGUUGCGCAGGAGCCAUCACAGGAGCCAUCACAGGAGACAGCGUCUGGGUGUGAAACGGAUCUGAUCAUAAGGCAGUCCAAUAACAGACAGAGUCGAGUUCUGUGUCAUUCACCAAAGUCACUUCCUUUUGAGCACACCCUGACCUCCCCAGCCCAGAAGAUACUGUCUGGCCUGAAGCUGAGACGCAGUCACUCAGGGAAAGACGAGCAGCUGUUUGUCUGAGGGAACAUAGAAACAUCCCAACAGUUCACUGAAGUAGAUUAACUCCCAUUCAAGGAAGAAAAACAAAACAUUAUUGAUGAUGUAUGUAGACCACUACUAGUAUUUUGUUUUUAUUCAUGCAUAAAAGACCUUUAUUUUGUAUGAAAAAAUGUCUUACCUGUAACACAAAAUGUAAAUGUAUUUUUAAAAAAAAAUAGCCAAACUUAUAUUCAAAUUAAUCUUUGACGAAACACAGUUGAAAAGUUCAAGCCUUGUGCUUAUGGGGAUGUCGCAGCCUUAAUAGCCUAGCGCUAAUCCUCUUUAAGAGUUUGAUCUGUUGUCCAUCCGGCUGUCUCAUACCCACAGAAGACAAAGACAGGUUUAUGUAUACCUUUUUAAUAUUUGUGUAAUAUUUGAAAGAAACAAGUAGGUGGACAGAGAUGCAACGUAGCCUAAAAGUUACAUGUUUUUACUGUUUUUUUUUUUGUCUAAAACAAACUGUAAUUAAAUGCCAUCAGGUAUUGUAUUUUAAUAAUGAAUGUUGUUUUCUAUUUUUUGUGUAUUCUAAAAAGUUUUAUAGGCUCCCUUUGUCCAUUUUCUGGAACAUAAAUAGGAAUAAUCAGCCUUUGGUGGCACUUU
Molecule: messenger RNA, 3910 nt
Organism: Sphaeramia orbicularis (orbiculate cardinalfish)
Lineage: Eukaryota; Metazoa; Chordata; Actinopteri; Kurtiformes; Apogonidae
Gene: gmip
Product: GEM interacting protein
Exons: 22
Coding region: 224-3292 (1022 amino acids)
Biological process (GO): signal transduction; activation of GTPase activity; negative regulation of GTPase activity
Cellular component (GO): plasma membrane
Molecular function (GO): GTPase activator activity
Source: RefSeq, a predicted model, not a curated record